This is a messenger RNA of Hyaena hyaena (striped hyena), 1423 nucleotides long. RefSeq names its product doublecortin domain-containing protein 1-like. Lineage: Eukaryota; Metazoa; Chordata; Mammalia; Carnivora; Hyaenidae. The record is from RefSeq and is a predicted model, not a curated record. Gene Ontology annotation, molecular function: microtubule binding. Gene Ontology annotation, biological process: regulation of mitotic cytokinesis. The coding region runs from base 41 to 1423 and encodes 460 amino acids. The transcript has 12 exons.
CAGAAUUUAGGAUAUAUUGAGCUGUAUCACCUAUCCGUGGAUGAAGAGUUCACAGUUGAAUUUGGCUAUAGAGGAACAGAAAAAGAAAAUUACUGAAAAAGUAAUUCUUUCAAUAACAGCAAAGGAACACCACAAGGCACAAGAAGAAGUUAGCAGGCUGAUUGAUGAAUUGCAGACAGCUAUCAAAAGCAACAGAGGUCAUCUCUCUAAACUUGGCCCCCAAUUACAGGCUGAGCAGGAGCAAUUCUCCUCUUAUGUCUACCAACACAUUAAAAGCCUUCCAGCAAACACUCUUAUCCCAGGAGGCCUGCAGCUCAAGAUAUUUGAAAAUGGUAAAGACACUGGAGAGAUCUCUAUUUGUAUCAGCAAAAAAGACCUGGAGUCCAAUAGCCCAACUCAGACUGGUGAUAUGAUGGAAAACUUACUUCUCAAGAUUCAUCAGAGGCUUCAAGGAUCUCCCAUCAGCCCACCAGGCCUCAAUUUUUCUUCAAUCCGGCUUUUUGAUGAGCACGGCCAAGAAAUUAAGAAUCCACUUUUGCUGAAGAAUGAACAAAAAAUUUGGGUCUCUUACGGUAAAGCAUACAGAUCUCCACUAAACCCUGUUUUGGGUCUGACCUUUGAUCAGGUGACUGCAUUUGACAGAGAGGGCAUUACAGUUGCAUAUAAAACCUUCUUGGAUCCUAAUGCUGUUCUGCUACCUGGAUGUGACAAUUGGGAAGUUUGUGAGGGAUUCCCAGUUAAUUUCAACGAUAUCAGUCAAAAGAUACCUGAUCAAUUUGAAAAGGUGGACUUGGAGAACCAUUUCCUACAGAGCAAGGUGGAUCCCAAUAUUGUCCUUCAUGCCUCUGUUUCCAUCAGAAAGCGAAGCUCCUCAAACAGGGAAGUGAGCAGUGGAAGUCAGAUAGCCCCAUCAACCCUGUGGCCUGCAGCCAGUGUGUGGCUGAUCACAAAGACUGGAAUGAUCCUGAGCCGGGCGAUAACGCAGGGCUGCCUGGCUAUUGGUCACCCAAUCAGAGUCAAGACUGCCGAGGGAACAUCACUAGAAGGAUAUAAAUUAAUUCUACGGAAAAGACAUAAAGGAGAUAAUUCUCAGAAGUGGGUGUUUGGAACUGACAGCUGCAUUUAUUCUAAGGCUUAUCCCCAGUUUGUUCUGACCUACCUGGAGGAACUAAAUGUACAAGUGGAUGUGACCCAGACAGAGUAUCACAUUCACCAUGUUGCCGGGGCUACAGCUCAUCAUGGUAGCAGCUUAGCAGAAGAGGUUCUGGAAAAAAGUGCCAGCAUCCCUGGUCUGAAGCAACUGCCAGAGUCUUCAGACAGCCAUGUAAUGCCAGAAGGUUCUCUUGGGGAGACAAGGCAGCUGACAGUGGCACUGGUGAGGAAACUGGAAGAGAAACAUCCUAAGGCUUCUGCUCAGAGGUAG